This is a messenger RNA of Schistocerca piceifrons (Central American locust), 2758 nucleotides long. Its product is annotated as lipase 3-like. The transcript has 8 exons. The record is from RefSeq and is a predicted model, not a curated record. Gene Ontology annotation, biological process: lipid metabolic process. Gene Ontology annotation, molecular function: hydrolase activity, acting on ester bonds. Lineage: Eukaryota; Metazoa; Arthropoda; Insecta; Orthoptera; Acrididae. Bases 1 to 1161 code for a protein of 386 amino acids.
AUGCCUAAUGCUGCUGCACUUUCACUGCCAUAUGAGGAAGCAUCCGGAAAGGUGGAGCUGGCGCGCCAGCACGGCUACGCGGCCGAGGAGCACCGCGCGGUGACGGCGGACGGCCACGUGCUGGCGCUGCACCGCAUCCUGCCGCGCCAGUCCGCUGGCGCCACUGCCGCCCCCGUCGUCCUGCUGCAGCACGGGGUGCUCGCCAGUUCGCUGGACUGGGUCAUCGCCGGACCGGACACCGGCCUGGCAGGGUACCGGCUGUCCGACGCCGGCUACGACGUCUGGAUGGGAAACCUGCGCGGCAACGUCUUCUCCAAGGAGCACCUCACGCUGUCCACCAGCGAUCAGGCGUACUGGAACUACAGCUGGCACGAGGAGGGCCUGCUGGACAUCCCCGCUCUGGUGGAGGCGGCGCUGAACGCUACUGGCGCGCCGCGGCUGGCGCUCGUCGGGCACUCGAUGGGCGCCACGGCGGCGCUGGCGGCGCUGGCGCUGCGGCCGCGGCUGGCGCGCCACCUGCACCCGCUCGUGCUGCUGGCGCCAGUCGCUCGCCUCAAGCGCUCCACCAGCAUCUUCACCGGCACGGCCGCGCUCUGGCCGCUCCUCAUGACGGCGUCACGUAUGGGCGGCGUGUGGGCAUUCCCUCCGGACGCGGGGGCGGUGCGGUCGCGGAUGUCUGCGCUGUGCCGGUCGCCGAUCGUGGGGCGAGCACUGUGCGCCCGCUUCCUCGACACCGUCGCCGGAUACACCGCCAACCUCAACAUGACUCUCUUGCCUGAGCUGUUUGCCCAUUAUCCAACGCAGACGUCCAUCAAGACCAUGUGCCACUUUAUGCAGCUCAUGGCGUCAGGCCGCUUCAGCAUGUUCGACCACGGUGCCGAAGAGAACCAGAGGGUGUACGGCAGCGCGCAGCCCCCGGAGUACCCGUUGCACAGGGUGGCGGCGCACACCGCCGUCUUCUACGGGGACAGCGACCCCUUCACCACCGCCGAGGAUAUGCGAUGGUUGGCGGGUCGGCUUCCGAAGCUGAUGGGCAGCUACCAGAUACCAACCAAGUCGUUCAGCCACCUCAGCUUUCUCUGGUCCACAGACGUCGUCGAUGCCCUCUACGACCCGCUGAUCAACUUCCUUAAUUACGUCCUCGACCAUAACUGCUGCUGAAGUCACCGCACAAACGCCCCGUUAUAGGGCACGCCAUUUACCCUCAAGGGAAGCCAGUGUUGCUGAAUGAAAUCUCAUCUACGAACUUACCGACCGCGCGCAAUAUGUUGGUUUACUUUGUACGUCUAGACAUGAAUAUUUAAAGCAACAUCUUCCAAUGAAUGUCAGCAAGCCUGUUACGUGAAAGCGUGUUUAUUUUCAAAAAUGAACAGAUCGUCCUUUAUUUCGUUUUAUUUUCUUUUUUCUUCUUUCUUUUUUAACGGAAAUUAUCUUUCUAGAAGUUUCUGUAAAUUCAGCUGUUUCUGCUUUCCCGUGAUCCAUUAUUUAUUGCUGCACAAAAAAUAUUGUUACUGCACUAAGUGGAGGAAGCACUAGAAGCAAAUUAUUUACAAAAAUUCCUAGUCUGUUUUCCUAGAUAUUUACUCGUAUUCAGGUAUUUCUUGCUGUGGAAGUUCACAUUCAGUCCAACAAAGAAUCGUCAGCAUAACUGCGUUGCACGAGUGACUGUGAAGCAAGCAAAGACAGAAAAGAGUAGGGACUGGUACAUAAUUCUGAAAAUGGUGAGUCUCCUGGGAAUAUGCAACAGUUUAAUAGGUAUCCGUUUUUCAGAAGCAAAUAUAAUGAUGCGGAUUCUGUUCUAACGUACUGUGAUUUCUGCGAAUCUUGAUCUCAUUAACGUGUUUGGUAAUCAGACCUUCCAAUUACUGAAUUUCACUCUUUCAUAUGUCUAAACAGUCGCAUAUUAUUAAUUAUUUUGUGGCAUCGACUACUGAAGACAACCGUGAUGUCAUAGCGAGGAAGGGAGGCAGGAAUUGUUUAUUUCAUUGUUCAUUUCUAGUAAUUAAAUGUAAUCAGCUUUCCCCGAACGGUAACAUAACUCGAGGCUGAUUGUUACUUCCAGUUUAGUAAUUUGUAAUGGAUCGGAAAAGUUAGAGAUCUAAAAUUUAGGUACCUGGAUUGAAGAAUCCGUGGAACAAUGACGGUAACACCGCUGAUUUUGUAGCAGACUACGGACAGAAUUAAAAACUAAGAUCGUGUAUCAACGUACAUACCGUGUACCAAUGUACAAAGUAAGAAACAUCUACGGUCUAUUAACGCGGUAAAUGUAGCUAGCCGUGUGUUUGGAGCCAAGUUAUACGUAGAUUAAUCCGAGGGCAUAUUAUAAAGCUAUAAGUUUCAUCAGUUCCGUUAAUUUAAGUACGAUAUAAACCAAAGAUUGUAAAACAGUGGUAUAAGCGAAGGAUGGAUGGAUGAGUUACAAAUCCUGAUAAACAAACCAAAUACGAGUAUAUCAGCUGAAAAGCGCUGUAGGUCUAAAGGAAUAAUGAGGAUCGAACUUUCCCCUACUACAGUCACUGCUAAGAUAUUCUGCAAAAUUUUGUGGAAGGACCGGAUAUAUUAUAUCGAUGCUCGGUGACAUCGACUUGUGAGCUGGAAAAAAAUCAUGCACCGCGGUAUACAUUGAGUCGAAUGGACAAUCGAGCAAACGUAUUUGUUUAAUAAACGGAAGUCACUUUCGCAUUUUUGUCAGAAUGCUGUUGGAUUCAGUGUCAUUGAUCUCACUCAUGCUACUUACACGCGUAUCCAAAGCAUCCUC